Cucurbita pepo subsp. pepo (vegetable marrow) is the source of this 1429-nucleotide messenger RNA. The record is from RefSeq and is a predicted model, not a curated record. NCBI's taxonomy places the organism in Eukaryota, Viridiplantae, Streptophyta, Magnoliopsida, Cucurbitales, Cucurbitaceae.
AUGUCUUUUUCCAGGGUUGUUAUUGACAAUGAAGCCUGUAAGGAUGCUACUGUUAUAAGGGUAGAUAGCGCCAAUAAACAUGGGAUUCUUCUUGAAGUCGUUCAAGUUCUUACUGAUCUUAAUCUCAUCGUCACCAAAGCCUAUAUUUCUUGUGAUGGUUGUUGGUUCAUGGAUGUUUUUAAUGUCACUGAUCAAGAUGGAAACAAAGUUACAGAUGAAGGGGUUUUAGACUAUAUCAAAAGGUCGCUUGAGUCGGAUUCUUGUUUUGCAUCUUCCAUGAGAUCUGUGGGUGUAAAACCAUCGGUUGAUUACACAGCAAUUGAGCUUAUUGGAAAUGAUAGACAAGGAUUACUUUCUGAACUCAGCGCUGUCCUCACUCACCUCAAAUGCAACGUUGUGCACGCCGAGGUGUGGACUCACAACACACGGGCGGCCGCCGUGAUGCAUGUCACCGACGACGAAACUGGUUCUGCAAUUACUGAUCUUGAGAGGCUAUCUAGGAUCAAGGGAUUACUCUGUAAUGUACUAAGGGGAAGCAACAAUAGGACCAAUGGAGCUAAGACGGUCGUGUCUCAAGGAGUCACUCACAUUGACAGAAGGCUUCAUCAGAUGAUGUGUGCUGAUAGGGAUUAUGAACUUCUUGGUGAAGAUUUAAUGGACGAGAAGCAAAGGCCUAAUGUCAAGGUUGUUAAUUGGUGUGACAUAGACUAUUCUGUCAUUACAAUUCGGAGCAAAGAUCGCCCGAAACUUCUUUUCGACACAAUUUGCACGUUGACAGAUAUGCAAUAUGUGGUCUUCCAUGCCAAUGUAGUUGCUGAAGGGACAGAAGCCUAUCAGGAAUAUUACAUUAGACAUAUAGAUGGAUCUCCUGUUAAAUCUGAUGCAGAGAAACAAAGGGUAAUUCAAUGUCUUGAAGCUGCUAUAAGGAGAAGAGUGUCUGAGGGCUUGAAGCUUGAGUUAUGCACAACAGAUAGAGUAGGCCUUCUCUCAGAUGUCACCCGCAUCUUCCGAGAGAACAGCCUGACUGUCACAAGAGCAGAGGUAUCAACUAAAGGCGGUAAGGCGAUUAAUACGUUCUACGUUCGUGAUGCGUCGGGGUAUCCAGUCGAUUCGAAGACGAUAGAUUCAAUUCGAGAUUUGAUCGGGCAAACAAUACUGAAAGUGAAAGGCAGUCCUAAAGAACAAAAACAAGGUUCUUCUCAGGAUUCACCAACUAGAUUCUUAUUUGGUGGUCUUUUUAGAUCUAGAUCUUUUGUAAAUUUUGGGUUAAUAAGGUCAUAAUCAUGAGGAGAUUUACUGCUACUGAAUUGAUUUAAGCCCAUCAUGUAAAUGCACCAUAAAUACUACAUAGGAACCAAAACAUGGAGCAGCAUCAGCUCCUUCCUUCUUGUACAUAACUCAGAAGAAUAGGCUCUUCUGUUAGCUUUUA